Molecule: messenger RNA, 2022 nt
Organism: Fomitopsis serialis
Lineage: Eukaryota; Fungi; Basidiomycota; Agaricomycetes; Polyporales; Fomitopsidaceae
Exons: 4
Coding region: 1-2022 (673 amino acids)
Source: RefSeq, a predicted model, not a curated record
AUGAAUACCGCGCCCACCUUCAAAUUCCCGGCCGACGCGCCACCGCCCGAGUCGGAAGGCUCCGCCGGCGAGGAGGAGUCGCGCACCCCCUCGCGGCGGCAGGUCGCCUUCUACCCACACAUGAAGUCCGCGAACAAGCCCCAGAAGCCGUUCAGCCGCAGCGCAGCGAAGCGGGAGAGCGUGAUGGCGCUGGGGAGCAUCGAGCACCUGCAGCACUACUUCACAAAGUCGGGCAUCGCGGCGGAAAGCAAUCCUCUCAACAAGCCGCACAGCGGCAUGGUCCCCGCCAUCGGCGGCCCGUCCGCCCUCCACAUCCGCCCCUUCUCCCAGCAGGUGCGCGACUUCGAGCUCCCGCCGUCCCCAGCCGUCCCGCAGAUCAUCCAGCCAUCCUUCCCGCCGUACGUGAAGACGUUCGAAACAGACUCGGAGAGCCUCCGGCCAGGAGUCAUCGAAGACCUGAGUGCGGUCGCGGCGGGGUGGCAGCUGGACGGAGGCAUACACAUAGACCAAGAUCCCAAUCUCCUGGGAGCAGGCGGAAAGUCCGGAGAACACCUCGACGUGCUUGAUCUCCUCAAGACAACUACGCGUGCAGUACGGUCCGUGCGCAACUACCUCGUAUCGCUACCAGACGACUCCCCCACGCCGAUGCUCCAGACGUACUUCCGCCCACAGAGCCUGCCGAGCGCGCCCCUACCACGGAGGCGCGUCUCACAGCCCGACGCAGCCUCAGACCAGUUGACGCGCAUCCGACGCGGCGCGCUCGAGGUGCUCACGGCGCUGCGGGACCUCGAGGAGUCCGCGCGCCUCCCGCUCGAGCACGACGCGUAUGACGCGCAGAGCGACCAUGGAUCGACCUCAUCGCCCGAGCAGAGCGACCUCAGCACCCGCGCGACGUCCCCAGACUUCUUCGACAACGACGGCGACACGUCCGUCUCCAUCUCCUUCAUCGAGGUCGGCGGGAGCAGGAAGCCGGUGCCGGUGUGGGAGGACGAAGAGUCGACGCGCGACUUGAGCGACGAGGAGCUCGGGAAGCGCGAUCGGUGGGACGAGCGGCUCGUCCUCGGGGGCGGCUGGCUCUACCGGCAGGACAUGCGCCUCGCUGAUAUGGCCCGCGAGCGCGCGGUCGUAGGGCGGUACCUCGACGCCGUGGAUGAGGUGCUCUUCGGUGGCGUGCAGGGCGGGAAGCGCGGGUGGACGCGAGAGCGGGAGCGUGCGGAGCGCAGGCAGAGGGAAGGUCGCAGGGCGAGCUCCGUGGAAGGUCUCAUGAACAGCAGCGCGGCGUCGAAGCGGGCGUCACGCAGAGUCGUUUCUACGGGGAUGCUCGACGCGAUGCGGGACAUGGUUGUCACGGAAGAGCCAGAAGAGAUGGAGACAUUGACGGAGGAGGACGCAGUGGAGGACGACGAUCUGCCGGAGUGGGCGAAACGGUCAACAUUCGCUGACAACCCUCUGGGCCGUCUGCACGCUCUCUUGGUAGCUUUCCUUCCCGUGAAUCUCCUGCCUCAGCUCCCCCACGCACCGCCAAACCGCUCCACACUACUAGAAUCGCUCUCGUCUGGCCAGUUGCUUUGCGUCGCGUACAACGUAGGCGUGCGCAAGUCGCGGAAACCCUGGGGCUUCGUCAGCAAGGACGCCAUCCACGACAUCGUCAUGCUCGAGGCACAGUCUCCUGGCGCCGGCCAGGAGGGAGAGGCGGGCAAGCGGGGGUGGACGUUCAGACGCACGGACAACCUCCGCCUGUGGGCAGCUGCCCUGAAGCUUCGCUAUCUUCUUCCGAUCACGUCGCCCGCGAGGCCCAACGCCGCCAGGACGCCGGGGUCGGUGACGCCCUCUUAUUCUGGGACGCCGGUUCCCUCUCCGUCCGCGUCGCAGGUGAGGUUCCCGAGCAACACGAAUGAGGAGCCGAUUUUGUUUGACGCCCCGAUGGUCGCGCGGCUGGAGGGCGCGUGGGAGGACAUGCUGGAGGCGGUGGUGCUCAGGUGGAUGGACGCGGUGGUGGAGGAGCGGAGGGGCGAGCGGUGA